Messenger RNA from Westerdykella ornata, 385 nucleotides. RefSeq lists its product as uncharacterized. The transcript has a single exon. Bases 103 to 348 code for a protein of 81 amino acids. The record is from RefSeq and is a predicted model, not a curated record. NCBI's taxonomy places the organism in Eukaryota, Fungi, Ascomycota, Dothideomycetes, Pleosporales, Sporormiaceae.
AGAGACGACGUGUAAGCAGAAGUGAGUACGUCCGCUCUGGACGGAGGGUGAGCCUGGUGAGGAAGCUAUAUGACCAAUUCCAGGGGCUGGAAAGCUUGACCUAUGAGACGGAAAUCAAGAGUCACUCCCAGUUGCAGCCGAUCAGUUCCGGAACACCCUCUACAACAACGGUACUUCGAUCCUGAAUCAAACUUGAGCGUUGCGCUCCCGUGUUUGUUCACUUGCCUUGCAAGGUCCCAGCACGAAUUAGUGUCAAAGUAUGCGGUCAUCUCGCAAUCCCGCAGACGACAUAUGCAAAGCAGCUUGGUGUCGGCAACCAGAAACUUACAACAGCUGUACCACAAGUAGCGACGGAAAGUGUGGCAUUUUGUUGGAGCCGGUGAGA